AACACACAACGUGCAGCGGCCACUCGCGAACGAGCCCUGUCGGCGGACGCUGUACGAAGAGCUACUCUACCGAAAGAGCUACUGCUGCUACUGUACUAAAAUCUGCUCGACAACUGUCGUCCCGUGGUCACUGACACCUCCUCCCCUCGCUCGCUCUCUUUUCUGCGUUGUCUUCUUCUUCUGCCUCUUCUUCUUCUCCGUUCCACUUUACUCUCUUCAGACCUCCUCGUAUCUUACAUUAAACUCUCCCCAGAUCGCCUCCCUUCAAAAGCUUCCUUUGGACUCUUCUCCCUUGUCCUCCUCCUCAGUUUCCCUUAACCCACCGACAAGAAAUCACACCUCCUCGCACCCUUUAGUUUACCCCCCCGCAGGAGGAAUAAUGCCGCCGCCGCCUGCUGGCCCGGCCGCCGUCCUGCUCGUCGCCGUCGCCGUCGCGGCGCUGCUGGCCACCACGGCGGCGGGGGAGGAGGUCGUCACGUGCUCCGGCGUGGUCCCGAUGAGCGACCGCGUGGACAGGAUCUCCAUCGCGGACUUCGGCGGCGUCGGGGACGGGCGGACGCUGAACACCAAGGCGUUCCGGGAGGCCGUGUACCGGAUCCAGCACCUGGCCCGGCCCGGCGGCACGCUGCUCCACGUGCCCCCCGGGGUGUACCUGACGGAGAGCUUCAACCUCACGAGCCACAUGACGCUGUACCUGGCCAGCGGCGCCGUCAUCAAGGCCACCCAGGAUACCUCGAAUUGGCCACUUAUUGCACCAUUGCCAUCUUAUGGAAGAGGCAGAGAGCGGCCUGGUGGAAGAUAUGUGAGCUUCAUUCAUGGAGAUGGCCUUCAAGACGUGAUUAUCACUGGUGAGAACGGAACGAUAGAUGGCCAAGGAGAUGUCUGGUGGAAUAUGUGGAGACAGAGAACUCUCAGUUUUACCAGACCAAAUCUUGUCGAAUUGGUUAAUUCCAGAGACAUCAUAAUUUCCAAUGUGGUUUUCCAGAACUCUCCGUUCUGGAAUAUUCAUCCCGUUUAUUGUAGUAACGUGGUUGUCCGUAAUGUGACCAUAUUAGCUCCAGUGGACUCUCCCAACACAGAUGGGAUUGAUCCAGAUUCGAGCUCUAAUGUCUGCAUAGAGGAUUCGUACAUCUCUGUUGGAGAUGAUGUCGUCUCGGUGAAAAGUGGGUGGGAUGAGUAUGGUAUUGCCUAUGGUCGCCCAAGCUCAAAUAUCACCAUCCGCAGAUUAACAGGAUCAUCCCCAUUCGCCGGCAUUGCAAUAGGAAGUGAAAUGUCCGGUGGGAUAGAGAAUGUCCUGGUUGAAAACGUUAACUUGUACAAAGUGGGUAUUGGAAUCCAUGUGAAAACAAAUUCCGGGAGAGGGGCUUUCAUAAGAAACAUAACUGUCUCCGAUGUGUACGUGGAGGAUGCGAGAAAGGGGAUAAAGAUUUCAGGCGAUGUCGGAGAUCAUCCCGACGACGGGUACGACCCAAAUGCUCUUCCGGUGGUGACCGGCAUCUUGGUAAAGGAUAUGCGGGGAACAAAUGUUCAACAGGCAGGUCUAAUACGAGGCAUAAAGAACUCCCCUUUCACCGGGCUCUGCCUUUCUAAUGUCAACCUCCAUGGCAAGCCAGGGCCGAGAGAAGAUCCUUGGUCGUGCUCCGAUGUGAGUGGGGCCGCCUUCAAGGUGAGUCCAUCCCCUUGUUCGGAGCUGACUAGCGUCUCUGACAGGGAUUCAUGUGCUAACUACUCCUGAAAGUCUUGUGACUAGCUUGAUUUCCAAAUGAAGAAAUUGAAAUUUCCAGCACGAUGUAUCAUUGUAAUCCUUUUGUGCUUUCAAGCGCAUGCUAAGAAUGAAGUUAUGACUACAUUCUUUCAAAUCUGUUCAUUGUC
Messenger RNA from Eucalyptus grandis, 1872 nucleotides. Its product is annotated as probable polygalacturonase. The coding region runs from base 380 to 1735 and encodes 451 amino acids. Lineage: Eukaryota; Viridiplantae; Streptophyta; Magnoliopsida; Myrtales; Myrtaceae. Gene Ontology annotation, biological process: carbohydrate metabolic process. The transcript has 5 exons. Gene Ontology annotation, molecular function: polygalacturonase activity. The record is from RefSeq and is a predicted model, not a curated record.